AUGGAGAAUUUAUGGAAUCAAAUGAGGUGGCAACUUACUGGUAUGGAUGAGAAGAAAGGUGAUCUUGGUGCUACAAGGGAUCAGAAAAUACCUAUUCAGAAAACUCAAUCUUUCAAAGCAGAGAAGAAAAGAGGUCAGAAUUGGUUUCAAAAACAGCUUCCACUGAAAAGAAGUCAUGAUUUUGACUCUUCUGAAAUCGAGCAUGCUGCAGCAGUAGCUGCUGCUGCAUUCUCGAUUAAUUUGCAAGAGGCCUCUGAGCAGACGAGUGAGAGGCCGGAGACCUCAUCGGCCAAGACAAAUAGUAAGGUGGGAAGCUCAAAAUCUUCAAAGUCCCUACUUGCUAGUGCUUCCAAGCGAUUAUCAGGUUCAUUUAGAUAUAAAGAUGAUCAGGGUGACAAGGUGUCAAUAUCCUCAGUUUCAGAAGAAAAGAAGCCGGAAAAGGCCAUUACACCUGCACCAUCAAUGAAAAAGGCUUCAACUUUAACUGAUAAAAAACCUGUUACCACAACACCAAAAGCUCCUCCUCCUCUUCCACCUCCACCUCCACCUCCACCACCACCACCAAUUCAGAAGACUUCAAGGGAACCUAGCCCUCUAAGACAGACUACAACAGGCACAAACAUUCCGGAGACAGAUGCAGAUGUAUGGGAGAGAACCGAGCUCAACAAGAUCAGACAAAGGUACGAGAAGCAGAAAGAGAUGAUAGAUUCAUGGCAAGACAAGAAGAGGAUGAAAGCCAAACGAAAGCUAAUUAAGCAUGAGAGUGAACUUGAGCGGAGAAGGUUUAAAGCUUUGGAGAAAUUUCAAAACAAGAUGAAGUAUGUAAAUCAAGUUGCAGACGGAGCGAGAGCCAAGGCUGAUGAAAACCGAAAGAAUGAAGAGCUACAAGCAAAAGGGAAGGCAGGUGCAAUUCGAACAACAGGCAAACUGCCACGGAUUUAUUUCUGUUUCUGA
Messenger RNA from Lathyrus sativus (Indian pea), 954 nucleotides. The record is from the annotation of a GenBank genome assembly. NCBI's taxonomy places the organism in Eukaryota, Viridiplantae, Streptophyta, Magnoliopsida, Fabales, Fabaceae.